Endocarpon pusillum Z07020 is the source of this 240-nucleotide messenger RNA. RefSeq lists its product as uncharacterized. The record is from RefSeq and is a predicted model, not a curated record. The coding region runs from base 1 to 240 and encodes 79 amino acids. Lineage: Eukaryota; Fungi; Ascomycota; Eurotiomycetes; Verrucariales; Verrucariaceae. The transcript has 2 exons.
AUGACUCUCAAGAAUGACGCUUUUCCCUCAUCAGCAGCCUUUGACCUGAUCAGCGAUUCCCUUUCAUCUAGUGAUGCCGAGCGCAAAGAAGCCAUCCAAAAAGGAAAAGCAGUUCUAGGCUUCACAUUGAAGAACAAGGAAGGCAAGGAAGAUAGCUGGUAUAUCGACUUGAAAGAUACUGGGAAGGUGUCAAAAGACGUGCCGAAAAAGGUUGAUGGUAGGCUGACUUACAACAUAUAA